AUGUUGUCCCGGGCUCUUGCGCCGCUUCUGGCUGUAAUUGGCGCUGUUCAAGCCAGUUUACAGAUCGUGCCCGGUGGCACGUGGACGACUUCGAACAAUGAACAUCUCCAAGCCCAUGGCGGAGGGCUCAUCAAAGUCAAUGAUACGUACUUUCUCAUGGGCGAGGACAAGACCUCCGGCUCUGCCUUCCAGAACGUGAACUGCUACUCGUCGCAGGACUUGGUGGUGUGGACUUAUGUAGGCGCCCUGCUCUCACGGACGGGCAGCGGAGACCUGGGGCCCAACCGGGUCAUCGAGCGGCCCAAGGUCAUCUACAACGACAAGACGCGCAAGUACGUCCUGUGGAUGCAUGUGGACAGCAGCAACUACGGCGAGGCAAAGGUCGGGGUCGCCACCGGCGACACGGUGUGCGGAAAGUACGAGUACAAGGGCAGUUUCCAGCCGCUGGGGAAGCAGAGCAGAGACAUGGGACUGUUCAAGGACGAUGAUGGGAAGGGCUACCUGCUGACUGAGGACCGUCAGAACGGUCUCCGCAUCGUUGCUCUUUCGGACGAUUACCUUACGGUAACCACCAACACCUACCUGUGGAAAGACAGCAUCGAGGCCCCAGCGCUCCUGAAGCUCGGCGGGCGCUACUACAUGUUCGGCUCCAAGCUGACGGGCUGGGAUCCGAACGACAAUGUGUACUCGACCUCGACCUCGCUCUCCUCUGGCUGGUCGGCCUGGAAGACGUUUGCCGAUUCCGGGAGCAAGACGUACACCAGCCAGACAAACUUCGUGCUCAAGACGGGCGAAAGCAGCGCUGUGUACCUGGGCGACCGCUGGGUGAGCAAGAACCUGAUGGCCAGCACAUACGUAUGGUUGCCAUUGUCCAUCAGCGGGACCAGCGUCAGCAUGAAGAACGCCGUGUCGUGGGUGCCGAACCUGGGCCCGGGCGCCGGGGGCCAGUGGGCAGCGCCGCCGGCCGAGACGUCGUACGAGGGCGAGGCGGCGACGUACGGCGGCAAGGCCCGCGACGUCGACUGCGCCAGCUGCUCGGGCAAGAAGGCGGCGGGCUACGUGGGCGGGCCGGACCGGGGCACGGUCACGUUCGCCGGGGUGCGCAGCGACGGGUCUGCCGGCGGCGCCGCCACGACGGUGCGCAUCAAGUACGUCAACGGGGACAGCAAGGUGCGGUACGCCAACGUGCGCGUCAACGGCGACGCCGGGCGCAGGGUCGCGUUCCUGCCCAGCUCGGGCGACCCGGCGUCGUCCACCCUGCAUGUGCAGCUGCGCACGGGGGCGACGGCCAACACGAUCGUGAUCGAGGGUGUGGGCGACGGCUGGGGGCCGGAUAUAGAUCGCCUGAUGGUGCCGGUGAGUUGA
Molecule: messenger RNA, 1365 nt
Organism: Neoarthrinium moseri
Lineage: Eukaryota; Fungi; Ascomycota; Sordariomycetes; Amphisphaeriales; Apiosporaceae
Exons: 3
Coding region: 1-1365 (454 amino acids)
Biological process (GO): carbohydrate metabolic process
Molecular function (GO): hydrolase activity, hydrolyzing O-glycosyl compounds
Source: RefSeq, a predicted model, not a curated record